Diospyros lotus (date-plum) is the source of this 1051-nucleotide messenger RNA. Its product is annotated as photosystem II 22 kDa protein, chloroplastic. The record is from RefSeq and is a predicted model, not a curated record. NCBI's taxonomy places the organism in Eukaryota, Viridiplantae, Streptophyta, Magnoliopsida, Ericales, Ebenaceae. The transcript is spliced from 4 exons. Bases 90 to 935 code for a protein of 281 amino acids.
CAAAGCAGCAAGCACAGCGGCAGUAGCGGCAGCAGCAGCUGGUAGAGGGAAGACGAGAAUCAAAUUAAGCCGUUAGUUAAGGUCCGGCCAUGGCUGCUCAAGCCAUGUUGCUCACUUCCAGUACAGUGGAUUUGAAGAGACAACAACUGCCAUUGAUUGAGAGGCUGAGGCCAAAGCCUUAUUUCUCUCAUUUCUUAUUGCCACCGCUUUCUUCUUCUUCUCCUUCAUCAUCAUCAUCAUCUUCUUCUUCUUCUUCUUCAUCCGUUCAUUACAAUUCAAGCCCCACCAUUGCUCUCUUCAAAUCAAAGGCCAAAGCAGCUCCUCCCAAGAAGGUUGCGACGCCAAAGCCGAAGGUUGAAGAUGGCCUAUUUGGGACCUCUGGGGGGAUUGGAUUCACCAAGCAGAAUGAGCUGUUCGUCGGCCGCGUCGCCAUGCUCGGCUUCGCUGCUUCGCUGCUGGGAGAAGCCAUAACCGGAAAAGGAAUCCUAGCACAGCUGAAUCUGGAAACCGGAAUCCCCAUUUACGAAGCUGAGCCUCUGCUUCUCUUCUUCAUCCUCUUCACCCUCCUCGGAGCCAUAGGAGCCCUCGGCGACAGAGGCAAAUUCGUCGACGAAUCCCCCACUGGCCUCGACAAGGCCGUCAUCCCUCCCGGCAAAGGAUUCCGGUCCUCAUUAGGCCUCAAAGAAGGAGGCCCGCUGUUCGGAUUCACGAAAGCCAACGAGCUGUUCGUGGGGCGGCUGGCUCAGCUGGGCAUCGCGUUCUCCAUAAUCGGAGAGAUCAUCACCGGAAAAGGAGCUCUGGCGCAGCUGAACAUCGAGACCGGCGUCCCCAUCAGCGACAUCGAACCGCUUGUGCUGUUCAACGUCGCCUUCUUCUUCAUCGCCGCGUUGAAUCCUGGUACCGGGAAGUUUGUCACGGAUGAAGGCGAAGAAUGAAUAAAUUAUUAUAAUUUAAUGCAAUUGAAUGGUUUGGGAAUGUUUCGCAACAAUCUUUAAUUUCCUGCUGUAAUCCCUCUCUUCUGUUAUAUCCAGUAAUACUCUUAACCUCGCUA